Molecule: messenger RNA, 892 nt
Organism: Galleria mellonella (greater wax moth)
Lineage: Eukaryota; Metazoa; Arthropoda; Insecta; Lepidoptera; Pyralidae
Product: NADH-quinone oxidoreductase subunit B 2-like
Exons: 4
Coding region: 163-795 (210 amino acids)
Biological process (GO): aerobic respiration; mitochondrial respiratory chain complex I assembly; electron transport coupled proton transport
Molecular function (GO): 4 iron, 4 sulfur cluster binding; NADH dehydrogenase (ubiquinone) activity; quinone binding
Source: RefSeq, a predicted model, not a curated record
CACGAAUAAACUGUCAAACAUGCAAUUAUUAUUUAGGCAACUUCGUAAACGCACUCUGAAAUUACGUAAAAUUGUUAUAAUUUUCUAGCUUAGUUCAUAAGAUAAAAGCGUAUUUUAGUUAUCUCCUAGUUCAUGUAACAAACUAUAUUUGUAAAUAUAAAUAUGCAGGCAAUAAAAGCUUUGGCUGUCAAUACUCCCGGUACGGUACUUUCAGUUGUAAAGAAGGGUGUUUUCUCUCCAAUCGUUGAUCAAGUUCGCCAAACUCAUUUACCUGCACCGAAUCCCAAUGAAAGAAGACCGUAUUCGCCUUUUCAAGAUGCUACGAACAUGGCAGAAUUUGCUGUUGCACGACUUGACGAUUUAUUGAACUGGGGCCGUAAAGGUUCAAUGUGGCCCAUGACAUUUGGUUUAGCUUGUUGUGCUGUAGAGAUGAUGCAUAUUGCUGCCCCUCGCUAUGAUAUGGACAGGUAUGGUGUAGUAUUCCGAGCUUCACCCCGUCAAUCAGAUGUAAUGAUUGUAGCUGGGACAUUAACUAAUAAAAUGGCACCAGCAUUAAGGAAAGUGUAUGACCAAAUGCCAGAUCCUAGAUGGGUGAUCUCUAUGGGUAGCUGUGCUAAUGGUGGUGGAUACUAUCAUUACUCUUAUUCCGUUGUAAGAGGUUGUGAUCGAAUUGUGCCAGUGGAUAUUUAUGUACCUGGCUGUCCACCAUCAGCUGAAGCUUUACUUUACGGUGUUCUCCAACUACAGAAGAAAGUGAAAAGAAUGAAGACUGUUCAGAUUUGGUACAGAAAAUAGAUUAUAAAAUAAGUCCCAGAACACUAGAAAAUUUUAUUUAUAAUUAAUGUUGUAAUUCACCCUCUUUACAAUAAUAUAUGAUAUAGUGGAAGCAUUA